AUGUUAGGUGAGCCUAAUCAGCUUCCUUACAAGAAUUUAAGAUAUCGAAAGCAUCAUGCAUCAGUGCCAGAACUUGAACGUGUUCCUCACCACACUGAAAAUGAGAUAAGGGAUGCCGUACUUCGACAAGUGGCAGCUGUAAAAUCAGAAAUGGAGCAAACGCGGGCCCUUCUCCGUGAACAAUCCAAAGAGUGUCUACGAUUAUAUUCAAAACUUAACUCCCUAUCCUCAAUCGAUCGACUUCCAGCUGAGAUCAAGACCGAGAUAUUCCACAACGCCUUGUUGCCAGUGAGCAACUUGAAGAACUUUCACGCCAGCACUGGCAGGGGAGGAGAUCUGUCAGUCACCCCUUUCUCUCUCGGGAAAAUUUGCAAGGGUUGGAGAAACUUUGUCUGGUCGUCCCCGUUGCUUUGGACCAAUAUACAUCUCUGCUUAUCGAAAAGAAGAUACGAGAGUCAGACCACUCUGCUUCGCGAGUGGCUGUCAAGAACUGCGGGAUGUGCCCUCUCCUUUCAUCUUACCGCGGUAGCUUCCGAACCGUUGCAGACCUGGAUCUUGGAUCCUCCUAGGGAAAUUCUGGUUGCCUUUGCGUCCGUUUCAACACAAUGGAAAGAAAUUGAAUUCUUUAUUCCCGACAACAAAGAUUGUUUCGAUGCCAUAUUCGUGGCUAAAAUCUCCUUACCCCUUCUCACCACUGCUACUGUUCGUUUGUUAGGUUCAGCGGAAGAAAAAAAAAUAGACCUAUUCUCCAUGGCUCCACAACUCUCAGCACUUCAUCUUUAUCCGACAUUCUACCUGGACAUGGUCACGGCUCCUUGGCACCAAUUGCGGGAGUUUAGCCACUCAGAGUCCACAGUGGAAGAAAUCCAUGCGUUUCUCCACAAGGCACCCAACAUAGCUCGCUGUUCUUUUCACAAUAUAGAUUCAGAGUUGAUUCUGAACUCGAGGUCGCUGAAUCCAGAUCUGUUCGAUCGCUCACCCAUGUUGGAACACUUGGAAUAUCUUGAAUUUUCUUUUUGCUCAAUCAACACCAGAUCAACGCGGAUUUUAGGGUCAGUCAAACUUCCUUCCUUGCGUGAGCUCUCCCUCAGCGGGCCAUAUGGUUCCUUGUGGCCCAUCCUGGACUCAAUUACGACACCAUUUCAUUCCUCGCCUCUCCUGGAAAAAUUCACUUUGGGUGGCACAAUAUCCUCUGACCACGACUUGAUCCGGAUUUUGGAAAAAAUCCCAUCAAUAACGGACCUAUGCCUCACCUUCACCACCAGCCGGCAUGAGUUGCUCACAAACGAGCUUCUCCAACGGCUCUGUCCACCCCAUGAAAAUAUCCUUCUCCCAAACUUGCGGAGCCUCACAUAUCAUGGUCCUACGUCGCUGAACAGCAACAUGCAUUUGCUCCGAGAUGUGCUUGUGUACAGAUCCAGACUCGGACAGUCUGCUUCACAUGCCACAGAAUACUCCGAACCAAGAACAAGUCGAAUACGAUCGGUAACCGUGAUAACGGCGGACGAACUUGUCGUCGGUCCAGACAUACAACAUGGCCUUGACACUCUUGUGCAAGACGGCCUUGUACUUUCAUUAACAUCAACUUGGAAAGACCGGUUUGGAGCUUAA
Laccaria bicolor S238N-H82 is the source of this 1611-nucleotide messenger RNA. RefSeq lists its product as uncharacterized. The record is from RefSeq and is a predicted model, not a curated record. The transcript has a single exon. The coding region runs from base 1 to 1611 and encodes 536 amino acids. Lineage: Eukaryota; Fungi; Basidiomycota; Agaricomycetes; Agaricales; Hydnangiaceae.